Myotis davidii is the source of this 3596-nucleotide messenger RNA. RefSeq names its product leucine-rich, glioma inactivated 1 (gene LGI1). Gene Ontology annotation, molecular function: protein binding. NCBI's taxonomy places the organism in Eukaryota, Metazoa, Chordata, Mammalia, Chiroptera, Vespertilionidae. Bases 141 to 1994 code for a protein of 617 amino acids. The record is from RefSeq and is a predicted model, not a curated record. The transcript is spliced from 7 exons.
CUCACUAAUAAGACAGAACGCCGUCCUAUUUUUGGUAACAAUUACAGGGCCUCCCGGUGCAAGCAGAAAGCUGUUUAUUUUCUGUUACAUCACUUCACUUUGCCUUCGAAGGCUGGUCUGCGCUCAGUGUUUUCCUGGUGAUGCAAGUCGGCUCUCUCCUCCGGCAGUUGGAUCCCUCCCAUCUCGCAGCACCUCACAGGUCUCUUCCCCGAGCAGUGCAUUGCUGGAUCGAGGAGCAGCUCACGAAUCAGCUGCAGGUCCCCGUUUUGAAAAGCAGAGAUACAGAGGCAAAGGGAAAGGGUGGACUCCUAUGUGACCUGAUCUCAGAGCAAGACAAUCACCAGCUGAAUUCCAGAAGCCCUGUUCAUGUUUGGGGAGAUUUUUCCGACUGCGUGGAAUCAGAGAGAAGCCAAAGGAUGGGAAAUGCCUGCAUCCCCCUGAAAAGAAUUGCUUAUUUCCUAUGUCUCUUAUCUGCGCUCUUGCUGACUGAGGGGAAGAAACCAGCGAAGCCAAAAUGCCCUGCCGUGUGUACUUGUACCAAAGAUAAUGCUUUAUGUGAGAAUGCCAGAUCCAUUCCACGCACCGUGCCUCCUGAUGUUAUCUCAUUAUCCUUUGUGAGAUCUGGUUUUACUGAAAUCUCAGAAGGGAGUUUUUUAUUCACACCAUCGCUGCAGCUCUUAUUCAUAGAAAACAACAACAUCAAGUCCAUUUCAAGACAUACUUUCCGGGGACUAAAGUCAUUAAUUCACCUGAGCCUUGCAAACAACAAUCUCCAGACGCUCCCAAAAGAUAUUUUCAAAGGCUUGGAUUCUUUAACAAAUGUGGACCUCAGAGGGAAUUCAUUUAAUUGUGACUGUAAACUGAAGUGGCUGGUGGAAUGGCUAGGCCACACCAAUGCAACUGUCGAAGACAUCUACUGCGAAAGCCCUCCAGAAUACAAGAAACGCAAAAUCAAUAGCCUCUCCUCCAAGGAUUUUGAUUGUAUCAUUACAGAAUUUGCAAAGUCUCAAGAGCUGCCUUAUCAAUCACUGUCCAUAGAUACUUUUUCUUAUAUGAACGAUGAGUAUGUAGUCAUUGCUCAGCCUUUUAACGGAAAAUGCAUUUUCCUUGAGUGGGACCAUGUAGAAAAGACCUUCCGGAAUUAUGACAACAUUACAGGCACGUCCACUGUAGUAUGCAAGCCUAUAGUCAUUGAAACUCAGCUCUAUGUUAUUGUGGCCCAGCUAUUUGGCGGCUCUCACAUCUAUAAGCGAGACGGUUUUGCAAAUAAAUUCAUAAAAAUCCAGGAUAUUGAAAUUCUCAAAAUCCGAAAACCCAAUGAUAUUGAAACAUUCAAGAUUGAAAACAACUGGUACUUUGUUGUUGCUGACAGUUCAAAAGCUGGUUUUACUACCAUUUACAAAUGGAAUGGAAAUGGAUUCUACUCCCAUCAAUCCUUACAUGCGUGGUACAGGGACACUGAUGUGGAAUACCUAGAAAUAGCCAGAACACCUCAGGCACUGAGAAUGCCUCAUUUAAUCCUGUCCAGUAGUUCCCAGCGUCCUGUAAUUUAUCAGUGGAACAAAGCAACACAAUUAUUCAGUAACCAAACUGACAUCCCUAACAUGGAGGAUGUAUAUGCCGUAAAGCACUUCUCAGUGAAAGGUGACGUGUACAUUUGCUUGACAAGAUUCAUUGGUGAUUCCAAAGUAAUGAAAUGGGGAGGCUCCUCAUUUCAGGAUAUUCAGAGGAUGCCAUCACGAGGAUCUAUGGUGUUCCAGCCUCUUCAGAUAAAUAACUAUCAAUAUGCAAUUCUUGGAAGUGAUUAUUCUUUUACUCAAGUGUAUAACUGGGAUGCAGAGAAAGCCAAAUUUGUGAAAUUUCAGGAAUUAAAUGUUCAGGCACCAAGAUCAUUCACACAUGUGUCCAUUAAUAAACGCAAUUUUCUUUUUGCUUCCAGUUUUAAGGGAAAUACACAGAUUUACAAACAUGUCAUAGUUGACUUAAGCGCAUGACACACAAAUUCUGUGGCUGCCAUAAGAAACGUUCUACAGUACAUGGUCUGGAUGAACUCAAUGCAUGAUGACUCUUCUUAUCCCACUUGCAAAUGAAUGCCUUUCAAACACUGAGACUGCUAGAACCAAGCACUACCAUAUCCCCAUCUUUAACUGUUCAGUCCAGUGGUGUGGGAAGUUACCUUUUAUAAGAGAAAAUUGAAUUGUGUAACUGUUCUUUGCAGUGAAGGUGUGUAAAUAAGCAUUUAAUGAUAUCUGUUACUCCAAAAAGAAAUAUUAAUAUGUACUUUUCCAUUUAUUUAUUCAUGAGUUCAGAACUGCCAAAUAAAAUGUUUACAUUUUCUUUCAUAUCCCAAGGUAAGUACUUAAGGGAGUUUAGUUUUUUCUUGGUGAUGGUGUAUUUAGGAAAUAGUUUUAUACCAUAAGGUUAUAUUUGAAUCAAUAGUUUAUGUUGUGACUAAUGAGUGAAGAUGAAACACUGAUAUUGAUUAUCCAUAAUUUAUGAACAGGUUCAUCAGUUGAUUUUGAACAUUCAAAGGUGUUUCCAAAAGUCGUGACUUUUAGGAACACUUUGAGGUAAAGUGGUGACAAAUUAAAAGAAGGGUAGAGAAAUUUGCUUAUUACAAGAAGACUAAUUUGAAAUAAAAACUCUAAGAUCCAUCCUUUCCUGUCCAAUAGCUACAGCUACAGCAAUCCUUCAAACAACUUACAGGAUAAGUUAAAGCCAAGAUUUGGGAUUUUCAAAAACCCUAUUUAGGGACUUUCUAAAUGUCCGACUCUAGAAUCAUCUGACAGCUAAUUGAGAUUGUAACCUUAUAGCACUUGCCUCAAAUUGAAGGCCUCUUGAUCUGACCAAGGACUUCUAGAGACCAAGUCUGAUAUGUUAUUGACAUGCUGCAGAGUGCCCAGGAGGAUCAUAUUUGAUUUUCUAAAACCCUGCCUCUGGAUCACAAGGGUCGUAGCAAGUAGCACAAUGCCUGUGCACUCUGUGGGCUCUCAGAGGUGCACAUGUGUCCUCCUGUUAUAAUAAUAAACUUUAUGAGGCCCUUUGAUCUCAUCAGUCAGUACGUAUGGAGUACCUAAUAAGGUAUCAUUCCUGUGGUGUUGAGGGGAGAACUGAAGGAGAGAAAGGCACCAUCCUUGCCCUCUGAGUCCUUAGAAGGCUCAUUGGGGGUUUAGGACACAACAGAGCAAGCAGUAAGUGCCAGUUAUCAUCUGAACAUUCAAUUGUAAGUUUCAGGAGAGCAUCAAAGAUGUCUUCCUGAAAGCUGUGGUCCUUGUUUGAACUUAAGGGAAGAUAGGAGUUUAAAUGGGGAUCAUGACAGAAAAAGUAUUCCUGGCACUUGGUUCUGCAUGCUGCCUUUACGGAAAGGAACAGAACUUCCUCCAGCCCACUGUUCCCCAGAGUCUUUGACCAAACGAUUGUGGGAAGGUGUGGGUAGGGGGACAUCAACCCCUCUGCCAGCCCUUAUCUGGCAAACUUGAGGCAUCAAAGGUACACACAUCGUUAUAGAGUCUCCCAGAAGCAAUACCUUAGGGCAGGGGUCCUCAAACUACAGCCCGCGGGCCACAUGCGGCCCGCCGAAAACAUUUAACCGGCCU